Molecule: messenger RNA, 515 nt
Organism: Gongylonema pulchrum
Lineage: Eukaryota; Metazoa; Nematoda; Chromadorea; Rhabditida; Gongylonematidae
Source: the annotation of a GenBank genome assembly
CUGAAGCCUGUUUUUGUCAAAGCCCCGAUUUUAGAUGUGCAAUUUUCCUUAACAGUAUUAAACCCCGGGCUGCUUGUUGGUCCGCUGCUACAAAACUCCAAAGGAGCGAGCGCCGCGAUAAUCAGUCGAUUUGUGGACGGCUCUAUGCCCGCAUACCCGGCGCUGAAAGUGUCAGUAGUUGAUGUGCGGGAUGCGGCACGGGCGCAUUUACUAGCGAUGAAGGAGCCGAGAAGUGAUGGCCAACGAAUCAUCGUCACCGCUCAAACACUAUCGUUUCGAAAAAUUGCAAAAAUUUUACGGCAGGAAUUUAGCGAACAAGGCUACAGUGUACCGCGGUUUAAAGCGCCUUAUGCGGCUUUAUGGCUAUACGCUCGAUUCGAUCCAGAAGCUCGACAGGCAUUACGAUUGUAUGGUCACGAGGAAAAAUUCGACAACUCAAAGGUAAGCUCGUCAAAACGAGGAGCGUUCAUUACAAGGUUUUUUUUUUCCAAAAACCAUAUUUUGUUCAAAUAGCC